GCCACUUUGUUGGGUACACCUGUUCAGCUACACAUUAAUGCAAAUGUUUACUCAACCAAUCACAUGGCAGCAACUAAAUGCAUUUAGGUAUAUAGACAAGAUGAUCCACUAUAAUUCAGUUUGAGCAUCAGAAUGUGGACGAAAGGUGAUUUAAGUGACUUUGAAUAUGGCAUGAUUGUUGGUGCCAGAUGGGUUGAUCUGAGUAUUACAGAAACUGCUGAUCUGCUGGGAUUUUCCCACACCACAGAGAAUGGUCUGGAAAAGAGAAAAAAAUCCAGUAAACAGCAGUUCCCUGGGCAAAAAGGCCUUGUUGAUACCAAACGAGCUAUACAGAAGAGCACAAAAUACCCCAAGCCUUUAAGCAGAUGGGCUAUAGCAGCAGAAAUUUGACCGAAGUGAUUAAGGCUAAGGAUAUUUUUCCUACAUUAUUUUAUUUUAGGUAGUUUUGUGAGAACACAAUAUUGUUUCAGUUAGUUUUGGUUUUGAUUAUAGUGAAUACUUUUUCAAACCUAAUUUUAGCUUUUAGCUAACUAAACAAUAAAAUAAGCUUGCCAACUUCUGUUUGCAUGAAUGUAUGAAGCUGCAGUUGCAUGUUUCCAACAGCAGGGGACUCCCACUCUCCAACCACAGGUCGUCAAGGAAACCAGAGUGUCAUGGCAACGUCGCUGACGCUUGAGAAGGGACUUAAUACCAAAUUGGGAAGUAAAGCACACAAACGCACUUACGCCGAAACACAGCUGGAAAUCUUCAAAGCAGCGGAUCUUCGAUGCAUCUAACAAGGCCAAAAUCCUCUAAGGGGCGAAGCAGACCUGCUGUAGACAGCUCACUGUAUCCAGGGGAGGCGAACAGCAUCCAGAGAGAGCCGAGGUCUCCUGAGUUCCGCAGGCCGGACAGAAACCUUCGCUCCCGGUCUCAGCCCGUCAUGUUGCAAGCUAACCACCUGAGCCAGGAGGAAGUUUUGCACAUGCUGCAGCGUACUCCUGCUGCUCCGCCACAGUCCUUAAACAAGUACAAAGUCCUUCCGUCAAUAGAGAGGAGAAGGCAGUCAGAGGUGAGCCUGCACAAAGACGUGUCCAACCUUAACCUAGAAAAUGAUGGUGAGACCAAGAUCUGCAGCCCCAGGGAUUCAACGGCAGAAGCUGGCAGUGGCAGUUUGCUUCUUGCUGUAAGAGCUCCAUGCGGAAGGAGGUUUCAGCAGCCCUUUGACCCCACACACACUCUGCUGACAGUGAAAGCCAGUGCAGAGGCCAGGUUUGGAACCAGGUAUGAAGAUGCUUGCAUUGAGACCAUGGAGGUACCACGCAGGAGCUUUACUGACCUGGGUAUGACUCUGGCACAGUGUGCCAUUCCUAACAGAUCCGUGCUGUGCAUCUCUCAGAAAACUGACAGUAUGGGGGGACAAGAGUAAUAUAUGUUUUUUGGGGUCUGUAAUUGUGCAUUUUGUAGCUUCACUUGGAUAUCUGAACUUCACUGUGCAAAGUUUAAAAGGCUUCUUUUACACCAAUCUGUAGCCUCUAAGAUUUUUAAUGCCAAACUUUGUCCAAUAUGCACCUUACUCAAGUAAAAUUAAGCUUCUUGUGCUCAGGAUGUGUCUGUGUAGCAGAAGAGAUGUUUUUACUGUAUUGUGUGUUCAUGAACCUGCACAGAGUUGAUUCUUCAGAGUACUUUGAGAUUAUAUACAUUUCAGGAUGUAUAAAUAAUAAAUGUUUCAUAACUCUGGAAGCUCAAUGAGCAAAUGGGGUUAUAUAUUUGAAAAAAAAAAAAUUCACAACUAUGUUGAUUCUCAAAAAUGAUUUAGGUGGCCUUUAUGCAUGUAAAAGCUCAGUUUUGCAAUCUACGUUUAAUAAAUUUUAGUAAAGCUCCUU
Oreochromis aureus is the source of this 1865-nucleotide messenger RNA. It is a transcript of the gene ubxn10, whose product is annotated as UBX domain protein 10. The record is from RefSeq and is a predicted model, not a curated record. The transcript is spliced from 2 exons. Lineage: Eukaryota; Metazoa; Chordata; Actinopteri; Cichliformes; Cichlidae. Bases 767 to 1408 code for a protein of 213 amino acids.